Capronia epimyces CBS 606.96 is the source of this 255-nucleotide messenger RNA. RefSeq lists its product as uncharacterized. The transcript has a single exon. The record is from RefSeq and is a predicted model, not a curated record. The coding region runs from base 1 to 255 and encodes 84 amino acids. NCBI's taxonomy places the organism in Eukaryota, Fungi, Ascomycota, Eurotiomycetes, Chaetothyriales, Herpotrichiellaceae.
AUGGGGAUCGGUUCGACAGCAUCGGCGGGAAAGAAGUAUUUCGACGACGCAGCCGAUUGGUUCGAAGGAGCUUGGGGGAGGCAAGGCGGCACGGAUCGGGCGGCCAAAGACAUGAUCGCUGCAGGCCACAGAGAGGCAGGUUUUGCCCGGGAGGAAGCCGUGGCUGCUGAGAUCGAAGCGGAUCAUGCCAAAUUCGUCGGGCUGGAUGCAGAGGCGACGAAUUUCCUCCAGUGGGAAUAUGCCAUGGUCGAGUGA